AUGCUUUUUCGUCAAAAGCCCUAAAUAAACUUGGGCCUGUGGCCGCGGUUUGCUUCGGGAAGGUUAUCCAACGGGCAAGACCGCCGAAGGAACCUCAAGCCGAGCGCCUGCACUCGACCGCUGGGCCGGAAAGGAAGGGGAUAACAAACAAAAAAAGAAAGACGGUGCGCGACAUUUCGAAGAUAACUUGCUCCCCGGCGACGAAAAGAAGAGGCCGAUCAAGUUCCGGCGAAGCUCGCCGCACGGUCUAAACGACGUCGCGCACGCUACCGACCGACUUGACACCCGAACUCCAGCGACUGUAUAGUGUUUCGCGGAAAUCGUCUCAUCUGGUGCGUUUGUAGUAGGGCGGCCAGGUUUGUUCGUUCGUUUUCGUAGUCUACCGCCUCGCGGGAGAACCAGUGCUUUUGCCAUUCAAGAUGGGAGACGCAGGACCUUACUCCGACGGCUACAUGGAACAGGAAGAGGAGUGGGAGCGUGAGGGACUACUCGAUCCGGCAUGGGAAAAACAGCAACGCAAGGUGAGUCCACCUUUCACGGCGUGGUGCAACUCUCACCUGCGCAAGGCGGGCACCCAGAUCGACAACAUUGAGGAGGACUUCCGCAAUGGCCUGAAGCUGAUGCUGCUGCUGGAGGUGAUCUCGGGCGAGACGCUGCCCAAGCCCGACCGGGGCAAGAUGCGCUUCCACAAGAUCGCCAACGUCAACAAGGCGCUGGACUUCAUCGCCUCCAAGGGCGUCAAGCUCGUCUCCAUCGGCGCCGAGGAGAUUGUCGACGGCAACGUCAAGAUGACCCUCGGACUCAUCUGGACCAUCAUCCUCCGCUUCGCCAUCCAGGACAUCUCCGUCGAAGAGAUGACUGCCAAAGAAGGUCUGCUGUUGUGGUGCCAGAGAAAGACGGCCCCCUACAAGAACGUCAACGUCCAGAACUUCCAUCUCAGCUGGAAGGAUGGUUUGGCUUUCUGCGCCCUCAUCCACAGACAUCGUCCCGACCUCCUUGACUACGGAAAGCUGAAGAAGGAGAACCCGUUGGACAACCUGAACUUGGCUUUCGACGUUGCUGAGAAGCACCUGAACAUUCCCAGGAUGUUGGACGCUGAAGACAUGGUGUACACAGCCAAGCCAGACGAAAGGGCUGUGAUGACAUACGUGUCAUGUUACUACCACGCCUUCCAGGGGGCGCAGCAGGUAAUGGAAAUGGCAGUGAACAUGAACAGCACGGCCAUGCCCGACGAGCGGGCCAUCAUGACCUACGUGUCGUCCUACUACCACACCUUUGCCGGAGCUCAGCAGGCUGAGACCGCAGCAAACCGCAUCUGUAAGGUGCUCAAGGUGAACCAGGAGAACGAGCGGCUCAUGGAGGAGUAUGAGCGACUAGCCAGUGAUCUUCUGGACUGGAUCCGACGAACCACGCCGUGGCUGGAGAACCGCACGACGGACAAUACGCUGCCGGGCGUGCAGAAGAAGCUGGAGGAGUUCCGCGCCUACCGGCGCACGCACAAGCCUCCGCGGGUGGAGCAGAAGGCCAAGCUGGAGACCAACUUCAACACGCUGCAGACCAAGCUGCGGCUGAGCAACCGACCGGCCUACCUGCCAUCCGAGGGCAAGAUGGUUUCGGACAUCGCCAGCGCCUGGAAGGGCCUCGAGACUGCCGAGAAGGGAUUCGAGGAGUGGCUUCUGUCUGAGAUGAUGCGACUGGAGCGCCUCGACCAUCUGGCUCAGAAGUUCAAGCACAAGGCGGACAUCCACGAGGAGUGGACGCGCGGCAAGGAGGAGAUGCUGCAGAGCCAGGACUUCCGCCAGUGCCGCCUCAACGAGGUCAAGGCCCUCAAGAAGAAGCACGAGGCCUUUGAGAGCGACCUCGCCGCUCACCAGGACCGCGUCGAGCAGAUCGCCGCCAUCGCGCAGGAAUUGAAUGCCCUGGGCUACCAUGACGCGGCAACGGUGAACGCACGCUGCCAGCGCAUCUGUGACCAGUGGGACCGGCUGGGCACGCUGACACAGAAGCGACGCAGUGCCCUCGAGGAGGCCGAACGAGUGCUCGAGAAGAUUGACCACCUCCACCUGGAGUUUGCCAAGAGGGUGGCACCCUUCAACAACUGGCUGGACGGGGCACGCGAAGACCUCGUCGACAUGUUCAUUGUCCACACCAUGGAGGAGAUUCAGGGCCUGAUGGACGCCCACGAGCAGUUCAAGCAGACCCUGGGUGAGGCUGACAAGGAGCACAAGGCCAUCAUUGGGCUGGCGCAGGAGGUGCAGGCCAUCGCCAGUCAGUACCAGGUGCCCGGCGGUGUCGAGAACCCCUACACCACUCUCACCUCUCAGGUCGCAAAGUGGUCCGACGUGAAGCAGCUGGUGCCCAAGAGGGACCAAGUCCUCCAGGCUGAGCUCAUGAGGCAACAAUCCAAUGAGCGCCUGCGCCGCAAGUUCGCCGAGAAAGCCAACGUUGUCGGUCCCUGGAUCGAGAGGCAGAUGGAUGCUGUGGCGGCUCUUGGCAUGGGUAUGCAGGGUUCACUGGAGGAGCAGCUGAAGCGGCUGCAGCAGUACGAGCAGGCGGCGGCGCAGUACAGGCCCCACCUGGAGGAACUGGAGCGCACCCACCAGGAGGUGCAAGAGGCGAUGAUCUUCGAGAACCGGUACACGCACUACACGAUGGAGACCCUGCGCGUCGGCUGGGAGCAGCUCAUGACCUCCAUCCACCGCAACAUCAACGAGGUCGAGAACCAGAUCCUGACGCGCGACUCCAAGGGCAUCACCCAGGAGCAGCUAAACGAGUUCCGCAUGUCCUUCAACCACUUCGACAAGAACCGCACGGGCCGGCUGACGCCGGAUGAGUUCAAGUCGUGCCUCGUCAGCCUCGGCUACAGCAUCCGCAACGACCGCCAGGGUGACGCUGACUUCAGGCGCAUCAUGAACAUUGUGGACCCGAACAACACGGGCUGUCACUUCGAUGCCUUCCUGGACUUCAUGACUCGGGAGAGCACCGACCGAGACACGGCUGAGCAGAUCAUAGACUCGUUCAGGAUUCUGGCCGGUGACAAGCCAUACAUCACCGCAGAGGAACUUCGCCGUGAACUUCCACCGGACCAGGCGGAGUACUGCAUCCGACGCAUGGCCGCUUACAAGGGACACGGCUCUGUCCCCGGAGCGCUGGACUACAUGUCAUUUUCAACGGCGCUGUACGGGGAGAGCGAUCUCUAGAGAACUUGUCGCAAGUUUUCGCUUUGUUAUUUAUUUUUUUCUUUUCUCUCUGUUGACGAAAAAAAGAAAGAAAAGACGACUAGGAAAAGGAAAGAAAAUUACUUUUUUUUCCUCCCCCACUCCUGCGAGUACUGUGGGAAGGAAGCUCGUGGCAGGGGGCAGUGCAGAAAAGAUGUGGAACAAGUCGGUCCGAGGCUGGCCAUGAGCCAACUGUUGUCAAUAGGAGGUCCAGCCGGGAAGCCAGCUACGAGGCAGUGUUAGUGGCUGGGAGCUGGUUUCUUACCGUGACCGCGUAGUCCCUCUGCUACGUUAUUUCAUUUCUUGGCCUGUCUUUCUAUCGUAUUGCCCCAUGGCAGGUCUUAGGUUUGCACUGGGUCAUCGGUGGUGCCAGUUCAAAAGUGUGAAAUGCAAUGACGAGAUGGAACCUCUAUCUUAUCGGAAGCCUGUAGUCCAACAUGAAGGCCAAAUCGUUGAGGCAUGAGGUCGAAAAUUUUUGAGGCGGUUAUUGCCAUCCCUGCUCCUGCCGUGCCUCGUCUUUCGAGUGCGCAGUUCGUUUUAGUGCUGCAGUGCAAGCUAUGGGCUCAGGUUUUGUAAAGGCAUGCUUACUUGGAAACCGACGGUAAAAAUCUCGGCGUGGAAUGAGUCUCCGACGACACCGGUGUAAUUCUGAUGCUUUGCUUGAAACUAAGUCACUGAAAUCGAAAGUCUACAGCGGCGUUGGCACAAUAUUCUGGCGUCGCAUUCGGACAGGUCUGGAGAAUCGAAUAAUGCAGGAGAAAAAAAAUUAGGCUUCUGUACGCCUGUUGUCACCUUUUGAUCAUCUUUUUACUUUAUAUUCUGAGGAUAUUUUCGGCGUAGCGAACUUUAUCUCGCCAAAGCCCAAAGCUUUUGCGGCAUUUACGAGGUUGUGAGCCCGAGUGUAAAAGAUAACAUUCAAAAUGUGUGAAACGACAAGCUUCUGCAUUGCCCCUAAGACUUGUAGCAGUCUUCGUUUGGCACAGGCCGUAUCUCAAAGUAGGCUUUACACUUUCUUCUCACUUUUGUUCAGAUGUGUGCGGCAGCAGCAUCUUGUUUCACGUAGACAAAAUUCACAGCCUCGCAUAUAUACCAGUCACUCGAAAAACGAUGUAAAAAAAAAGAAAACGCGCACCUCUCCUCAGUCUUCCCGACCAAGCCCAAACAUUUUUCUAUACCGUACGCGGCUGCCGACUCUAUGGCCACAAGCCCAAGGAGUAGUCGUCGUAACCAAUUUUCGUACUGCCAGCAUAGCAUGUGAGUCGGGAGCAUGCUACCUCGAGGUGCUAAUUAACAAAAUAACAAAACCCAGCAGCGUCCCGUUAUAAAUAUCAGCUCGUUAGUGCAAAACGAGUGACAUCAUAUCAACCCCUUCCCGAGCUGCUGUCAGCCUUUCUGCCAUUGCUUGCACAGCUGUAUCAAAUGUGUCUGUGUUUUCUUUCUUCUUUUUUGUCCGUACAUCGGGGUUGAAACUGAAACUCGUCACAGUUUCCAACGCUUAGUUUGUUUCAAAUCUAGUGCUGCAGUGCUUUAUCUUAGGCGUCAGUGCUUUGGCACUAUUCAGUUCUACUGGCGCUUGAAACGUUCAGAGGAUCCAUUGUAGUCUUGACGUCGUCCUGAAGGUUUCUGCGACAAAACGCAAAAACGGGGCGGAAUCGGAACUUCUAUCUUGCUCAAGCACUCCUUGCUUCUCUUUCAAUGUCUGCUUUGGACUUCCAUUGUCACUUUUCUCGUCGGCUUAAAGUGAAAAAGUAACAGAUUGUCCUUGUCACUUUUGUUUUCAUCUUGGAAACAAUAGCUUUUCUUCAGUUCCCAACUGUUUCUCGUAUUUCUUUAUCUAUCUCUAUCAAAAAGUUUUUCUAUGGGUGUCAUAAUCUCCCAGAGCUAGUCUAGAGACUUCACAUAUAUUUAAAAUGUCGGAAAGGAGAUUAAGGAAAGGUAAUAACGAGAAGUGAGAAGUGGCGUCGGUGUGGCGGCGGCGAGGUGUCGUUGCGUGUCGUACCUGUCAUCAGCCGUCAGUGCCUAGGUCUUGAAGCGAUUGUCGGGCAAUCCUCCGUAGAACCCACCACGUCGUCAUCUCGCAUCUAGAUUUUUUUUUCGUCGCCCACGAAUGCAGUUCUAUAGAUCCUUGUGUUUCUAUAGAUUACAUACUAAUGAUUUUUUGUUCUUUGGGGGGUUUGUGUCAGUGAUGCGGGGCGCCGAUGCUGCCAGGCUGGUUGUGCGUUGUGUAUGUGUGUGUUAGUGUGUACGUCGUACUUCUCGGUAUGUUUCUUUGUAAGCGCGUGUUUGUGUGGUGACUGUGCAGAUUUUCUUUUUAUUCCCAUUCAAAAGUUUUUCAAGAGCAACCUUUAUUAUGCAAGGAAUAAUCUGGAGAUUGAAAGUUGCGGAAUGUUCUCGACAUGCUAGCAGGAAAUAGACGUAUCCACACAAUGAAGGCCUAGUAUUGAGACAGUUCGUCAAUUGUGAAAUUAGUCUAAGCACCAAAAGGUUUUCGUUUGCCUUGAAAUUCACACUUGCGCAUGUUGGACCUGCGAGCUUCGUGCAUUUGAACCACGUUAUCGGCACUCACCUACGAAGUGAUGCAAGGUACAUCUGUGAGAGAUGAGAAGUGUCAAACUAUACACUAAAUAUUCAUAAGACUUGUCCAUUUGUGCCAACUAUGCAAUUCUGUAGCCAGUAUUGUUUCAGUUUUGACUGGACUCGGACGUGGCUGCGGCUUGACCCUCACAUUCAGAAGCACGCCUUACACUACAAGCUGCAACUUGAAUCGAUGAGAUCUGGCUGAUGCAAUGGCCAAGACCAUGAACUACUCAAGGUGCUCUUCGCGUUUCCGUGGUACACCCAUGUCGAGCAUUGACGUUACGUCAGCAGUUCAGUAAAGAAGGGUUGUCUUCUAGGUAAUGUUUGCUAAUGAACAUUGGGGAUCGGUGUGUCAGUCAGACGGCCAUAGGAUCUUCGUUCUUUUUCUUGACAUAUACAGGACGUUGAAAUUUGUUUCUAGACAGAUUUCAUACUUUGGUAGGUUUCUCAGUGUGGUCAAGGGAUUAGGUCGACGAAAAACGGGAUGUCCAUAGUGCGUCGAGUCGCAGUUUGUCGAAGGCCCGUACGCUGAGUGCCGGAUGUGCGUAACCUGUUUGUGUGUGCGUGUUUCUUAACGUGUUGUAUGUGCUCCACGACUGCGAGGUGCCAAAUGUAGACAGUGUACUUUUUUCAGACUGCCUCAUUGCUAUGUGGCUGUUGCCAAGUUCAGAACUAAUUCGUAUACCCGAGAGGACUGGAGACGUUUCUUUUCUUCUUUUUUGAACGACGCACUGCACAAGCUUUUGCUUAUGUCAGGAAAGCUGAACAACACGCACUUGAACUCUCUUGUCUCGAUCGUAUUUAUACAUGACUCUGCAUCGCUCUAGGUUGUGUGUUACCAGCUGAACAAGAAACUAAAGCCUGUUCUUGUUUCGAAACAGCAGUGUGUGAAAUUUUUUUUUUCUCUUUCUCUCUGAGUGCGAAACGUACUGGCCUGGGUUAUAGGGGGUUAAAUGUGCCCAUACACACUUGUGGAACAUGGUGAAAACCACAUAUCGUCGCUCGCCUGCAAAUUGGAUGACUUUAUUAUUUUUUUCUGGCUGUAAUGAAUAAAAAACAGUGUUUGAACAUACUG
This is a messenger RNA of Rhipicephalus microplus (southern cattle tick), 6870 nucleotides long. It is a transcript of the gene Actn, whose product is annotated as alpha actinin. Gene Ontology annotation, molecular function: calcium ion binding; protein binding. The record is from RefSeq and is a predicted model, not a curated record. NCBI's taxonomy places the organism in Eukaryota, Metazoa, Arthropoda, Arachnida, Ixodida, Ixodidae.